AUGUCCUCCUACCCCCGCCGUUCGCGCUACGCCCCGCCACCCACCAGACGCAGCACAUCCUUCAGCGACGACGACUCUAUCCGCCCGCCUCCGUCAUCAACAGCCCCGUCCACUCCCUCCACCGCCCCGACACUCAUCCCGCGCCUCUCCCCUCGCUCCCCCUCUCCCCUCGCCCCGCCCCGCCCGGCCUUCCUCCGCUCCCGGCCCCAGUCCACGCGCUCCGGCUCGUCCUCCAACUCGUACUCGUACUCCCAGGACAGCCAGACGGCGUCGCUGACCCCCUCGGUCGACACGCCCUCCGCGUCCGACUCGGAGCGCGAGAUGCCCCCGGUCGUGCCGCCUCGUGCGCGCCAGAGGGCCCAUAACCGCGGCCGCGUGGGGGCCGCAGGGCCCGCUGCGGGUCGAGGGACAGGCACAGGCGCAGCUGCGGGCGGGUACACUGCGCUCAAUACGGACGCACACGCCCCCUCCCCCGCCCCCGCCCCUACCCCAAACCCUAA
Molecule: messenger RNA, 500 nt
Organism: Heterobasidion irregulare TC 32-1
Lineage: Eukaryota; Fungi; Basidiomycota; Agaricomycetes; Russulales; Bondarzewiaceae
Exons: 1
Source: RefSeq, a predicted model, not a curated record